AUGGAAAUCGCGCUUCAAGGCGUCCCGCAGGCUGAUCCGCCUCACGAGGGUCACCCACUGCACGGUGCCUUCCUGGGGCCGAGGCCCCUACCGCGGUCGCAAGCGAACGACGGGCGCACGCUGUCGCUUCUAGCCCGCAUUCUCGACUUAGAGGCGUUCAGUCAUAAUCCAACGCACCUGGAGCUUUCGCGGCCACUUGGCUUUUCAACCAAGCGCGAUGACCAAUUGAGGGAGAAACUUAACCCUGCUCACGACCGCUUAAACCCAGCUGCACGUUCCCUAUUGGAGGGUGAACAAUCCAACACUUGGACUAAAGGAUCGAUAGGCCACGCUUUCACGCUUCAUAUUCAGUACCGGAAAUCAAAAUCAAACGAGCUUUACCCUUUUGUUCCACACGAGAUUUCUGUUCUCGCGAGCUCAUCUUAG
Molecule: messenger RNA, 426 nt
Organism: Sphenostylis stenocarpa
Lineage: Eukaryota; Viridiplantae; Streptophyta; Magnoliopsida; Fabales; Fabaceae
Source: the annotation of a GenBank genome assembly